This is a messenger RNA of Frankliniella occidentalis (western flower thrips), 7072 nucleotides long. RefSeq lists its product as uncharacterized. The transcript is spliced from 7 exons. Bases 267 to 6776 code for a protein of 2169 amino acids. Gene Ontology annotation, biological process: telomere maintenance; DNA repair. The record is from RefSeq and is a predicted model, not a curated record. Gene Ontology annotation, molecular function: DNA helicase activity. Lineage: Eukaryota; Metazoa; Arthropoda; Insecta; Thysanoptera; Thripidae.
UCCAGAGCUCAGAUCAGUUUGGGGACUGGAGGUGGUCGGGUGUGUGGCGUGUCGCUCUCUCGGAUUAUAAGUGUUGUGUGUGACGUGUGUGCGAAGAGCUUGUCAACAUGCUGCGUGCUGAUCAGGUAAGUCCCUAUCUAUAGUGUUUACGUUCCCCUCGUGUGUUAGUGAAGUGUGCGUGACUCGUGCGUUUGGCGCAGGGCUGGGCCGCGGCCGGCACGGAGCAGGCGGUGCGCGUGGAGGAGGGCGAGGUGCAGGUCGUGUGCAUGCCGGCGGACGGCGAGUGCAUGUACACGGCCCUGGCGCACCAGCUGCACCACCGGGGCGUCAUCAAGAGCCGGCUGGGCCCGGUGGGAGGCCAGACCCACAUGAAGUUUGCAGCCAACCUCAGGAGGGCGGCAGCCUCGUUCAUGGAGAGUCAUACAGAGCUGUACCAGGACCCCGCCGUCGGCCUCGUCCUGGACGAGCCUGGCCGGUACGCGAGGCUGAUUGUGGACGGCGAGGUGCCGGACCCCGCGGCCGCCCUGGCCGCCGUGAUAGACGGCGUGCGGCGACCGGUUAAGGAGGGCGGCGCGUGGGGCAACAACGCGGUGCUGUCCGCGCUCGCCACCCACUACAACGUCACCAUCCGCGUGUUCAACGAGGUGGACGCCGGGGGCCCGCGCGCGCCUGCGACAGAGAUAGUGCCGGAGAAGAGGGUGCCACCGCGGGCCACCUUGUGCAUCGCGUACCGCCUCAGCCUGGCGCCGCGGGUGGACGGGGUGCGAGUGGAGAGGGUGCACUACGACAGCGUGGUGCGGGGUCCACCAGGGUCACAGCCCGUCGUUACAGGUGCUGUUAAAGGUCCAACUCCCACUGCAUCGCCUGUGUCCGAAGCGGAGCGAGAGCGAAGGCGUGAGAGAGAGAGAAAGCGGUACUGGGCUAAGGUUAAGGCUGCUUCCGAGGCAGGAAAGGAACAGGAACGCUCAACUAAGUCGGCGGAACAGAAGGAACGGAAGCGGCAAAGAGAGCGAGAACGGCGGAAAGGAAAAAAGCAAAAAGAGCAGGGACAGGGAAAUUGUGCUGACCAAACAGAGAUCCAACCCAACGGGGCUGUAGACGACUUGGGGGGCUCGAACCAAAAUAUAUUCUCAGCUUGGAACGACCGCUUGGUGUGUGAGUCGGACGACGACUCGGUAUGCGAGUCUUUGGGUGACGAAUACAGCGAAGGGACAGACGCCGAGGACGAUGACGGCGUGGAGCCCCAGGGCUGUCCCCGCCCCAACGACCCCGCCGUGGUGGCGGCGGUGUGCGCGAGCGUGACCCGCGCCCUGGCCGGCGUGUGCGCGGCGCAGUGCUACGUGUGCGACCGGCUGCUCAACGAGCGGGCCGUGCGCCGCGUCAACGUGGAGCGCCUCGGCGAGGACAUGGGCCCGGCGGUCAGCGAGCACCUCGAGAAGCUGGUGACGGAGCCCGGCCGACAGGACCUGUGCGCCACCUGUCACGGCUACAUCGUGAAGAUGCAGGUGCCGCCGACGGCCGUGGUGAACGGCUUCCGCUACCCGCCUGUGCCGCCCGGGCUGCGACCGCUCACCGAGGUGGAGGAGCACGUGCUAGCGCUGCGCUUGCCGUUCCAGCAGAUAGUGCACCUGGGCAAAUUGGGCCGCCGCGGGCAGUACGGCGUGCGGGGCUCCGUCAUCAACGUGCCGACGGACGCGGCCGACACGGUGCGCACCGUCAUUCCGCUGCUGCCUCAGGAAGACGAGCUGUGUGUUGUCAAUAUCAAGCGCAAGCUAAUACACAGACGAGCAUACGCGCGGAGCUUCGUUGACAAGAGCAAGCUGGUGGAGUGGGGCCGCUACCUGCAGGGCACGCCGCUGUACCGCGAGCACGGCGUCGUCUUCGACGAGUCCCGCCUGGACCCACCGCUUGCGCCCGCCGAGGGAGAAGAGGAGCCGCGGUUCAGUGAGGAGGGAGACGUGUUCUUUGGGCAGCCCGACGAACCUGCGGACCACGAGGAGAUGUUUUCACGCCUCGGGACAGUCCAGCACUCACUGCUUGCAGAGGACCGCGCGUGCCCGGCGCGCCCGCCCGUGCCGUGCAGAACCGACCCGGAGACCGACGAGGUGGAUGUGGCGCCGGGCGAGAACAGCACCCCGGUGAGUGUCGUGUGGGACCGUAAGGCUGAGGAGCUGGCCUUCCCUGGCGUGUACCUGGGGCAGCCGCGCGCCUUCGCCCGGCAUGUGACGCGCUACCAGGCAAUGCGCAGCGAGGUGCAGCGGGUAGACCGGCGGGGCGCGCGCCCGCAGAGCGUGCUCUACAAGUACAACGUGCACGUCAGGGAGCAGGCGUCCGGCCGCAUCCGGCACAAGUUCAAGCGAGGCGCCAAAGACGUGCUCGGCCGCAACAUUUCGAAGGAGCAGCUUUUGGACAAGGAGUUCGUGUCCACCUCUCAGAAGAGGGGUCUCGCCAUGCCGUGCCUGCUACCCAACUCGGCCGAGUAUUGGCGGGGCCGCUCCUACGACUUGUUCGCCGCCGUGCGCCAGCUCGGACCGCCGCACCUGUUCGUCACGCUCUCCUCCGCCGAGUAUCACAGCCCCACCCUCAUCAGUGUGCUGCGCAAGCUGCACCGGGAGCACGCCGAGAUGGACCGCUUCAACGCCGAGGCCACUUCGAGCGACCAGCCCUCUUGCGUUGGGGAGGAGGCCAUGGACGCCAUCGACAGCGUGCUGCAGCAGGUGGGUGACGGGGAGGCGGGUGAUGGGGAUGACAUCGUGCGACCGGAGGAGAAGCUGCGCCUCAUCAGGGAGGACCCCGUGGUCUGCGCGAGUUACUUCAGGGAGGUCGUCCUGCAGCUAAAGAAGAACCUGCGCGCCCGGGUGAAAGGGCCUAUGGGGCGCCACUUCGCCAAGGACUGGUUUAUCCGAAUCGAGUUUCAGCAGCGCGGAUCCCCCCACGCGCACUGUCUGCUGUGGCUCGAGGACGGCCCGGACAAGCCCUUGGAUGACGUGGCCAAGACGGUGGCCUUCAUUGACGACCUGGUGACGUGUGAUAGUGACCAUCCUUUGGCAGCAAGAAAUAAGCACUGCCACACGUCAACGUGCUUUAAGAACAAGUAUGUACGGCACAGGUUUGUGAAGAAGCUCUUGGAUAGACGCGAGAUGCACCGCCACUGUCGCUUUGGGGCGCCGUUUUGGCCGACCGACACCACGAGGAUAGUGCUGCCCCUGCGCCCCGAUGUGGACGAGCGGAAGGAGAACAACAACGGCACCGACUGGGCCACCUACAUCGAGCAGCUGCGCGAGCUGCGCCUCAAGCUCAAAGACGUGCUCUCUGCGCCGGACUGCCCUGACACCCUGAAGGAGGUGUGGGAAAUGGUGGAGUGUCCAGAUGACGCCACAUACGAGCUCGCCAUCCGCACGGGGGUGAUGCGGCCCCAAGUGUUGUACAAGCGGCGCGUCAAGGACAGGUGGACCAACCCGUACCUGCCAUGGGUGCUAGAGGCGUUCGGGUCCAACACCGACGCGCAGGUAGUCCUGGACGUGUUCAGCCUGAUACGGUACGUGGUCUCGUACGUGACAAAAGCGGAGAAGAACCACUCUCACCUGCACAACGAAAUUACACGGCUGCGACGAGAGCGUGGAUUUGACGACCGCACUUUAAUGAAAAUGCUUUGCUCUCGUACGCUGAGGGCCAAGGAGACAUCUGCGCAGGAGGCCGCGUGGGUGCUGAUGAAGUUUCCGCUGUGCGAGACCAGCCGCAAGUGCACCUUCAUCGACACCUCGCGACCCGAGGAGCGAGUGCAUUGCCCCAAGCCCGUCAAGGACAUACAGGCCUUGCCGCCCGGCUCCACCGACCUGUGGUACCCGGACAUAUACGACGUGUACUCCAGGAGGGCGCAGGAGCUCGACAACGUCACCCUGGCCCAGUUCGCUGCCCUGCAUCACCAAAGCAAGAAGCCCCGGAGAAGAGAGCGCAUCGUCCGGUAUCGAAGAUAUGCGGAAAAUAGCGACGACUGGAACGAGGCGGAGAACUUCUACCGGGGCAUGUGCACCCUGCACCUGCCUUGGCGUGACGAGAAAAGCGACAUUCUAGAGGCAAGUGACAGCUUUCAUAGUUUGUACGCUGAACACGAAGACGACAUCCUUGGCAGGAGGCAGGCGUUCGAGGCGAUGCUGGGCCUGGACGACACCUUACAGGCGGAGCUGGAGGCGUGCGUAGCUCAGGACGAGGCCGAGGCGCUUGAGGCCGAGUGCAGCGCCCGCAACAUGCUCGCCGGCAACAGCAAGCUGUUUUUCGACGACGAGGCUGUUGCCGACUUCAUGGACUGCACGGCGCAGGACAUAAACAUCGACUUGCCGGAGCCUGGGAGGCAGCAGCCUGCGGCGAGCGCGCGGGUGCGGCGCCGAGGCGUGUGGGACCGCGAGACCUACCUGGACAACAUCCGGCGCCUCAACACCAAGCAGAAGGAGGUGGUGCUCGCGGUCGUGCACGGCAUCCGCACCCAGAGCGCGCCGCGCCUCAUCUACAUCGACGGCGCGGCGGGGACGGGCAAGUCGGUCGUGGCUCGCAACAUCGCCAACGCGUUCGAGGCGUUCUGCCCGGCCAACGACAACGAGGACUCCAGCCGGGUAGUCAUCAGCGCCCCCACGGGCAAGGCGGCCCACAACAUCGGGGGCAGCACAAUGCACCACGCAUACAACUUGUCGUAUAACCAGGAGUCUGAGGCCACCCGGCGGCUGAACCAGGGCGCAGACGACAUUAUGGUGCCACUGCAAGGACAAGCCCUCGCCAACUUGCAGAACGCCUUCGCCAACGUCCACGGCCAGAUUAUUGAUGAAAUUAGUAUGGUGUCGGACCGCAAUUUUCUGGCCGUAGAUCAGCGCUGCAAGGAGGCGAAGGGCAACGAAGCAGAUUUCGGUUCUCUAUGGACAAUAAUAUUUGGAGAUUUCCGCCAACUUGUCCCUGUUGGAGGUAAGCCUGUCUACGUCAGCUCCACGGACUCCCUCGGUGGGAGUGCACUUCUGUGGCAAAAGUUCGAGUACGUGGAGCUGACGCAAAACAUGCGACAGGGUGAAGACAGAAGGUUUGCGGAGAUCCUCGCCAAAAUUGGCGACGCAGAAGUGCCUUUGACAGACGAAGAGCUCGAGAUGAUAGAGUCGAGGUUCGUAGACGAAAACAGCUUGGUGGUGCCUAGCAAUUGCCCUCGCCUCUACCACACCAACAAAGACAAGGACGAAUACAACACCAAAGAGCUGUUGAAGGCACCGAAUCAAUUAAUUAUUAAAAUACCAGCACGUGACCGCGUCCAAGUGAACCGAAAUUCUGUGGGGGAUUCUUCCGCGCGGCGCAGGAGGCAAGAGAGUACCGAAUCCAUUCUUGAUCGCGCCCGCGCACUGCCAACGAAGAGUGCGCAGAACCUCCCCUACCUCAUUCUUGCAGUGGUGGGGCGGCCCUACAAGCUUACUGUUAACCUCAACGUCCAGGAUGGGCUUGUGAACGGCGCCGUCGGCGUCCUGGUCUGGGUGCAGGCCGGCAUGCUGUGCUCGCGUUCGCGCACGCCCGGGGUGACGGAGCCCGAGGUGGCCGUGCAGACAUUGUGGCUUCGCUUCUCCGCGGACGUGGGCGCCGCGCGAAGCCGCGAGAAGCAAAGCGAGCUGCAGGCGGCCAUCGCGCGUCAGCGGUGCCUCCCUCUGGAGCUGUUGCCCUUCGAGCUGCCACCCAUCCCCGAGGGCGACGAGCUCCGGGGCCUAGUUCCCAUCGACCGCGAAGACCUGAAGCUCGUCAAGUGCAGGACGGAGGUGUGGCGCCACGUUAUGCGCCAGCAGUUUCCGCUCGUCCCAGCGCUGUCCGACACCAUCCACUCGUCGCAGGGCAGCUCGUACGACGCGGCGUGCGUCGAGUACUACGACUCGAUGCAAAACAACAUGGUGUACGUGGGGAUGAGCAGGGUGCGCAAGUUGGCAGGCCUGUUCAUCAAGUACACCGGAGAGCGCCUGCGGCGGGUGGCGACGGGCCGAGUGCAGCGACCGCAGCGCGGGGCCAGGGCGGCCAGGCUGUUCAAGCACCCCAGGCUGGACAAGCAGGACGUCAGCAUGGCGAGGGAGAAGGAGAGGCUGCGCAGCAAACCGUUCACCGUGCCGUGGGCCUCGCUGCUGGGGCGGCCCGCGCACGCGCUGCGAGCGGUGUACGCCAAUGUGCAGUCUCUCCACGCCCACCACCGCGACGUCAGCCUGGACGACGUCAUGAUGCAGUCGGACGUCCUGCUGCUGGCCGAGACCUGGCUGCGCCCGGGACAGGACAUCGACCUGGGCGACGGCAUGCAGGAGGUAGUCCGCUGUGACGCGCCCGCGCAUCAAGAGAGGGCCGCGGGAGGCGUGGCGGUGUACUCGCGGCUGCCCUUCGACGAGGUGCUGGCCGUCAGCACGGUGCCUCGAGUGGAGGCGGCGAGGGCGCGGCGGGGCAGCGAGCUGGCAGUGGCCGUGCUGUACUGCCACACCGACGCCAGGCUCGGCGACAUCCUCGCGGCGCUGGGGCUGUUGCUGCCCGCCGAGCCGUGCGCCACUGUCAUCGUGUGCGCCGACUUCAACGUGGACAUGCGGGCGACAGCCGGGCGCUGCAUAGCGGACGCCCUCGCGGCCAGAGGGCUGACGCCGAGCAGCGACCUGAGCGCACAGUCCACCUACGGCGGCACCACCAUUGACGCUGUAUUCACGAACAGUACAUCAACGAGGACCGCGCCGUAUCAAGCGUACUACAGCCACCACAUCCCGAUAGUCAUCGACGUCCCCCAGUAGACGGGACAUGUGUUGCGAGACGGGCCGCGUGGUCCUUGUCCGAUGUGUGAACGGUGUCGUGGCGCAGCGCUCGGCGCAGCCACCACCAGCACCAAAAAGUCAGCAAUGGUGCGACAAGCUGAAGAAAUAUCCUGCCGACCAGCCCAUGAACAGCGUUGGUGACUGCAGAAUGAAUCGAGUAUUAAGUGAAACGCGCCGGGCCACACCAUGCGUGUGUGUUUAUGAGCUAUGCGUGCGAGCGCUCACACCCCAUUUUUAAUGUAAUAAUAAAAGUAAAUUAAAAUGUGUGUUGUCGA